This is a messenger RNA of Trypanosoma cruzi, 1563 nucleotides long. RefSeq lists its product as uncharacterized. The transcript has a single exon. Lineage: Eukaryota; Euglenozoa; Kinetoplastea; Trypanosomatida; Trypanosomatidae. The record is from RefSeq and is a predicted model, not a curated record. Bases 1 to 1563 code for a protein of 520 amino acids.
AUGGAGCGCACGCGCUCUCGCCCGCCUCAGGAUGCGCAACGCGUGUUUUUACGGGAGCUUCUCGGCGAUUUUUCCGCAGCAAAGACGGGGACUGAGAUGCCCGCAAAACAGUCGCCGUCCCUUUCGCUACAGUUGGAAUCAAACGCGAUGCCGCUCAAGAAGAGCAAUUCUCCGAGUGUCAGCACGCAGGAGGGGUGUGGCCUGUCGCCCCCCGCCCUGUUCUCAAGAAGGCCGCAGUUGAAUGGUGGCCAGCAGGACCCGGUGCUUCUUAGCGGCGCGAACUACUCCCCACGGAUAUCGCUCGACGUCGCGAAAGGUCCUCAGGACCUUCGGCAACGCCGCUACAACGAUGUUUCUUCCGUGCAACCAGUCGAAGAGGUGGUUUUGCCAAAUGUCCCGCUAGCGCCCCAUAUGCCCAAAACACCUCCGAAAAGUACUGCAACUUUGUCCCCGCAGCACUCUUUCUCUUUGUCAUCGAUGACUUUGCAGGGAGCAGGGAAUGGGCGCCGCAUCUUUAAACGCUUUGGAAUGCAUACUGUUUGUGACAUGCGUGCUGAUGAUGCUGGAUCUUCAGAGGGAACCGGUGGAAUAUCAAAGAAAUCAAGCAAUGGUUUGACGCCUAAUGUCAUGGAGGAGAGCAUUAUUGCACCGUAUGUCCGCCCAUGGUUGCGUCCGCAACAACUGUCCUCCUUUAGCUCCCCUACAAAUGGAUUGGAGGAGAUGGCACUGAUGAAUUUGAAGUCGAUGCCCUCAAGGGAGAAUACACGGGAUGCCUCUCUGGACAAGCGCAGUAAACCCCGUUCUAUGGAUGAAAAUAAACUGCGAUACACCUGCCCAAAUUACCGGGCUGAAAAUGAGGGGGAUGCGCGUGCCGUGGAAUUGCCGCGCACGGAUUCUUCGCACUAUAUUCGUUCUUAUGCUCUCACUUCAACGAGGACAACUGUGAAUGCAUCCGAAAAUCUGAAUGAAGAACAGAAUCUGUUGGAAAGGCAGCAAUCCGCUCGAGGCACUGUUGCGGAAAGUUUUGUGACGGCGCCCGGACGAAAGAGUAGUGCCAUGCUCACACGCACGUUAUCGGACCUUCGCUCAAAAUCCAAGCGGGGCAGUACGGCGGUGUCGUCUCCGGGUCUUCACUGUUCUGUGCAAGACCUACCCACAACUGAAAAAGGGCAGGGAUCCCUCUUGAAACGAAAUUCUUCCUUCACGUGUGACAGUCGCAUUAAUUGCGAGAGGUGGGAUGGAAAUAUCAGUCGUAACAGUAGCAGUAGUAGUAGCAGUAAUAGCAGCGACAAGAAGAACAGUGAUGAUGCCAAUUGCCGUUCCUCUAGUUUGCGUUUGUGUGUAAAUAAUAGUAAACGGGGCGAGGUCCCCGUAAAUGGUGGAAGGCUUGAAAAAUACUCCCCGGACUUCAAUGCGGCCGGUUGUGCUUACUGCGUGACGUACAACAAUUUUUUUGAGGAGGGUGACAUCCCUUCACUCUCCGUUGAAAACUUUCGUCGCUCCUCAGAUCUUUCCGGAAAGGUGAUCCGGGGCUUGGGGGCGCGCUCCAACUCUCCGCUGUAG